GCCCAGGGAGGCAGGACUGCGCAGGUGCGGAGGGCGGGACGCUCGAGGUGCGCCUGCGUUGCGCGGGAGGAGUCCCUACGCGCUCAGUGGGCGCCUGGGUGUGAGCGCGGGAAGAUGGCCGAGCCGGUGUCCAAGUCUGUGCUGUUCGUGUGUCUGGGUAACAUCUGCCGGUCACCCAUCGCAGAAGCAGUUUUCAGAAAGCUUGUAACUGAGCAAAAUCUUUCAGAUAACUGGGUCAUUGACAGCGGCGCUGUUUCUGACUGGAACGUGGGCCGGUCACCAGAUCCAAGAGCUGUGAGCUGCCUCAGAAAUCAUGCCAUUAGCACAGCCCAUAAAGCACGACAGGUUACCAAGGAAGACUUUGCCACGUUUGAUUAUAUACUUUGUAUGGAUGAAAGCAAUCUAAGAGACUUGAAUAGAAAGAGUAAUCAAAUUAAAAACUGCAAAGCUAAAAUUGAACUCCUCGGGAGCUAUGAUCCACAGAAACAGCUUAUUAUUGAAGACCCCUAUUAUGGGAACGAGUCCGACUUUGAGACCGUCUACCAGCAGUGUGUGAGGUGCUGCAGAGCUUUCCUGGAGAAGGCCUGCUGAUGUCGCACCCGUGCCCCCGGCCCCCGGCGAGCCCCACAGGAGCCACAGUGAGGCCGCAGCUGCUUCUUCGGUUGACCCUGUUUCUUAAAUGCUUGUAGAUGGAAAUCAGUUACUGUAUUUGGCAAAUAAAUAGAAAUGUUUCAUCCAGUUUGUGGGGUACACAAAGCGUUCCUGACGAGUUGAACUCCCACUUUGCCCCGGUUACAAAAAUCGUGGGACACGACCCCCAGAGCACAGAGACCUCCAGCAUCCCCUUCAGGCCGUGUGGGCACACGAGCUCCGCCUCUUCCUCCCUGAGUUUGCGGACCACCGACGGGGACGAUGCCCUCCGCUGUCUCAUGACCCCUUCUCGCCAGGGCCCCCAUCCAGCCCAGCGGGCCAUCCGUGGGAGCUCACCCCAGCUCACAGUGCACACCGUUGACGUAGAAAGUGGGAAAGAGAGUUAGGUGUCCAUCUUUAGAAUAUUUAAUGCUUGCUAGUUUUUGUCUGUCUGUCUGUCCGGUUUAUUUCACAGGGAAGUCAGCUGCUUUCCAUUUGAACCAUUUUGCCUCUGGAAAUUUAAUUCCAUCCAGAAGGAAAGUCACUGUAUGCUGGUUUUCCUUUUAAAUGCUAUGUGACCCAAAUGUCAAAUGUAGAUGAGCUCAGGUGGGGAAAAAAUUAUUAAAAAGUUGGGAAAAGUUCUUUUAUGUUGGAAUGCUUAAAUAUUGAUACGUCAAGUAUUCUUUUUUUGUUGUUUGAUUUAUAGACAAAUACAGGUAACUUCUGGGCACUUUGAGGUAACUAAUCUAAAAUUCAUAUGGAUUUGUGGCAGAAAAGAUUGUUUUCAAAAUAAACUGGGGAGAUUAUAAAAAUACAACUAA
Molecule: messenger RNA, 1451 nt
Organism: Prionailurus viverrinus (fishing cat)
Lineage: Eukaryota; Metazoa; Chordata; Mammalia; Carnivora; Felidae
Gene: ACP1
Product: acid phosphatase 1
Exons: 6
Coding region: 115-591 (158 amino acids)
Biological process (GO): protein dephosphorylation
Cellular component (GO): cytoplasm
Molecular function (GO): non-membrane spanning protein tyrosine phosphatase activity; acid phosphatase activity
Source: RefSeq, a predicted model, not a curated record